AUGAAUGAUAAGUUCCUUUAAUUAAGAAAUAAUUAUUGCUAUCAAUACAACAAGAGAAUUAUUAAAAAUUAUGAAUAACCCUAGUAUUCUUAAAGAUUGAAAACUGAAACUCCCCCCAUACUCAAAUAAAAUAAGUAUACAUACCACUCGCCAAGGAAAUUUAUUUAAGCAACUUAAGUUUCAUUUUUUGAUCAUUUUAAAAAGUUUCCAACCCCUAAACUGACUGCUUAUUAGACAUACUUACAAACACUUCUAGAAAAUAAAAUCGAAAUUUAGGCCAAAUAGAAAUAUCAGCCAUCUUUCACAAUGCAUAAUAUUCACGGUCAGAAAAUUAGCACAUAUAAAUAAAUAAAGGAUCCCAUAAAAAACUAAUCUAAAUAUCACCAUCAAAAUAAAUCUGAAAUAAAAAUGCCGUAAAAAAUAAAGCCUCUUAAUAAAUCAUCAUUCAAUUCACCUCGAAAACUUUAAGAAUCAUAAAAAUAAAUAUCAAUAAACAAAUUUCAUAAGAUUAACGAUAAUAUUAAUAUGUGUAGAGCAUCUAAUGGAGUCUAAGUUUUAAAAAAUGAUAAAAUUGAAAAUUAUGAAGAUAAUUUUGAUGAUAUUGAACCUUGGAACACUUCUGAACAAAAAUGA
Molecule: messenger RNA, 633 nt
Organism: Paramecium sonneborni
Lineage: Eukaryota; Ciliophora; Oligohymenophorea; Peniculida; Parameciidae
Source: the annotation of a GenBank genome assembly